This is a messenger RNA of Arachis duranensis, 401 nucleotides long. RefSeq lists its product as uncharacterized. The coding region runs from base 16 to 378 and encodes 120 amino acids. The transcript is spliced from 2 exons. The record is from RefSeq and is a predicted model, not a curated record. NCBI's taxonomy places the organism in Eukaryota, Viridiplantae, Streptophyta, Magnoliopsida, Fabales, Fabaceae.
UACUUUAUUGGAACAAUGGGAAGGAAUAGCGAUUUCAUAAUAUUGAUGUACACUAGUUGGAAAGCUGUGCCCCUCAAAGUCAAAAAGCGCAUAUGGAAAUAUAUUAAUUCAAAGUUCAUUCUUCCAAAAGAGGGGAAAGGGUGGGUGAUGACUGGUGUUCGAGAAGCUUGGAAAGGUUACAAAACAAGAAUCAAGGGAAAGCAUUUUGAGAGAUAUAACAACAUUGAAGAUAUGCUGAAAAAUCGCCCUUUAGAUAUUCCAGAAGUUCAAUUUCAAAAGUUAAUUGCAUAUUGGAGUAUUCCUUCUGUUAAGGUGAGUUGUAGAAUAAAUAAUUCUGUUUCUUUGUCUUUUUUUAUGCUUUUGGUUUAUUACAUAUAACUCCCUUUAAUUUUGUUGGGUAU